UGGAAGGCAAUUUCCGCAGGGUUAGAAGAGAGGGCAGCGAAGCCAGCCAGCCUAGCCACCUACUAUCAGGCUGUACCAUUCUCCACCUCUGUCCCAGCCACUCCCUUAACUUGAUAUCUGUUUACUCUAGAGGGAGCGGGUUUUGAGAAGCCUUCAUAAAUAUCCUGGCCCAAUGCCUUAGCAGCCAUAAGAAGGAAAAAGAACGUACUAGCCUGAAGAUAACGCUUGGGAUAUUUAAAGCUGCAGGCACGCGGAUCUCUGCAGGACAGAGCCUCAGAGCCUACGCAGGACAGCCUUGUAAGGACUAGUUCGACCUACUGUAACUGGGUGGCUGCCCCUUCUCCGAAAUGGCAGGUGUGAGCAGCUGUUUAAAGUAUUCCAUGUUUUUCUUCAACUUCUUGUUCUGGCUAUGUGGUACACUGAUCCUAGCACUGGCCAUAUGGGUGAGAGUGAGCAAAGACGGCAAAGAGAUCGUCAUGUCUGGAGACUCAAGCACGAACCCCUUCAUUGCUGUGAAUAUCUUGAUUGCGGUUGGGGCCAUCAUCAUGGUGCUGGGUUUCCUGGGAUGCUGUGGGGCUGUGAAGGAAAGCCGUUGCAUGCUUCUCUUGUUUUUUAUCGGCUUGCUCCUGAUUCUGAUUCUGCAAGUGGCGGCAGGUAUCCUAGGAGCUGCUUUCAAAUCUGAGUCUAACCGCAUUCUGAAUGAAACGCUAUCUGAAAAUGCCAAGCUAUUGGCGGACACAACCAAUGAGGCAAAAGAAUUACAGAAGGCCAUGAUUGCGUUUCAGAAAGAGUUCAAGUGCUGUGGCUUGAAGGAUGGAGCUUCUGACUGGGGAAAUAAUUUUCCAAAUGCAGAAGAGUCAUGCCAAUGUGCGGGAUCUGAUUGCGAGAGUUAUAACGGAUUUAGCGUUUAUCGAACGACCUGUCUUUCUUCAAUCAAAGAUCUGAUUGAAAAGAACAUUAUUAUUGUCAUCGGAGUUGCUUUUGGACUGGCAGUUGUUGAGAUUCUUGGCUUGGUGUUUUCCAUGGUGCUGUACUGCCAGAUUGGAAGCAAGUGAAUCUUCAGACAUACCUAGUCAUUGCAAAUGCCAUUUGAGUUUUUGUUUCGGCUUUGUAACUUUAAAUACUGUAAAUAUCAGGAGCAAAUGUCUCAUUAAAAUGUCUUAGGCAGACGACAGGCAUCUUCACAUGUAUUCAGCAUGUUUAACUGUGAAGGACAUGAUAAAAAUGGUUUUGUGUAUUUUUUCUCACAAUAAAAAGUGUGUUGAUGCUUU
Messenger RNA from Apodemus sylvaticus (European woodmouse), 1271 nucleotides. RefSeq names its product tetraspanin 8 (gene Tspan8). The transcript is spliced from 9 exons. Lineage: Eukaryota; Metazoa; Chordata; Mammalia; Rodentia; Muridae. Gene Ontology annotation, cellular component: membrane. The record is from RefSeq and is a predicted model, not a curated record. The coding region runs from base 348 to 1055 and encodes 235 amino acids.